Molecule: messenger RNA, 6968 nt
Organism: Mya arenaria
Lineage: Eukaryota; Metazoa; Mollusca; Bivalvia; Myida; Myidae
Product: TNF receptor-associated factor 2-like
Exons: 8
Coding region: 4218-5759 (513 amino acids)
Biological process (GO): regulation of apoptotic process; protein K63-linked ubiquitination; regulation of canonical NF-kappaB signal transduction
Cellular component (GO): plasma membrane signaling receptor complex; cytoplasmic side of plasma membrane
Molecular function (GO): ubiquitin protein ligase binding; zinc ion binding; tumor necrosis factor receptor binding
Source: RefSeq, a predicted model, not a curated record
ACGCUUUGUUGGGAUCCCAGCUCUUACUCUUAGUCUUAUCAUAAGGCGUUUCAUCAUUAGAUGGGAUCCCAUCUAUAGAUACUUUUCCUCCGCCCGUUUGAAUUGGCCAAUACUAUUAUUGUUUAGAAAGAUUAAUGUCCAAUGUCUUUCACACCUUAUGUCAAUUUAUCAUGGGAGGAGUUGGGGAUAGCCACUAGUGCUGGCUCGAUAUACCGAUAAAUCGAUAUACCGAUAAAUCGAUUUGUUAUUGUUGCAUAUCGGUUCAAAGGGAAACAACUCCGUAAAUUUACUAUUAGUACGAAUAUUCGAAAAAUAUAGCUCGACAUAAAUUAAAACAAUAUCAAGACUGUUUGCAAUAUUUGUAAAGCAGAAGUAGCUAGUUCUCGCAGUACUUCAAGCUUGUCUAUCUAUCUAUCUACCUAACACUCCCAACUCCAGUGUUAAACACCGUUGACUAGCCCGUACAUCAAGGUAUGCUGUAGCGUCGGGAGGUAGAGUUAUAUGAUUUACCUGCUGACAGAUCGGUAUAAUUAUGAUUUUUUUUACUCGUUUUCAAAAUUAAUUUUAAUGACUGCAUUGAACCAUAAGUCAAUGACAAAGACAAUAGUUCAUUUUACCAGUACGGCAACGGAAUUGGCCUGGCAAUUUUCAUUAUUUGCAUGCUCAUUAGAUAAUAUUUUUUUAACUGUCGACAAAAAGAUGUCAAUUUAACCAUUUGGCAUGGUCAUGUAUAUAUGUUUAAGAAAAGGCUUGUUAGUUAAUACAUUCACAGUUAAAAUACCUUUUGUCUGUUAAUCAUUUGAUUCUAGAAGUAAUUUGUUGUUUUGUGUAACAUUACUACACUCUUUGUUGGUGAUUUUUGUUUACAUGUUUUAAGUUUUUCUGAAAUAAAAAGUGUUUUACUGUUUAUUCAGACAAUUUUGUACUAUAACUAUUGCUGUAUCGUAUCGACAAUACGUAUCGCGUAUCGCCACCUCCAUAUUGGAACACGUAUCGUAUCGAAAAAUUCUGAGCAAUACCCAGCCCUAAUAGCCAUGAACAUGAUUGCCAGCAUGGACCAACAUGGGAAGCAACUCGUUUAGACAUAUUUCGCUCUUGUGCAAAAUCAUGUACGAAAAUCUGGUUGUUUCCCUGCUAUUUUCUACGCGUCUAAACUAACUGAUGAUUGGCCAUGGGCAUUUAAACCCCACUAAUAAGGAUAGUUGAUACAAUAAAUUGGAAGAACAUCGACUCUUUUGGCACUUUCACAAACUUCUUCGAGAUUUUUUGUCCGAAUGAAAAAUUUCGAAGCGGUUAUGAAGGCUUAAAGUUUAAUGUUCCAAGCCAAAAACGUGAGUACAAUGUAGUUUGUUUCUUAAUAUUUGUUCUAUCGAUAUAAGUUGUGUUUUAUGAUACAUUUAUGCUGGUUAUGUAUGAAAAUGUGUCACAAAUGAAAGCAUGGUCCGACUUUCCGAGUGUUUACGGAAAUAGCCUACUACUUACAGACACGAACAUGAAUGUUUACACGGCAUUACAGACUAUUUAAAACAUGUAAAAAAUUAAAUUUUUGGCAAUGUAAACUACUUUACAAUACAAUUAAAUGUAUAUUUAGAUCAUUUAUGAUAUCUUUGAUGAUUUAUUUCGGUUACAGAAUAAUUUGUUGUUGAUUCUGUAAAAAUUACAUUGUCAAUCAUAAAAAACGAUAACAAAUAAGACUACAAUCUGUUUCACAUCAUGAUCUCUGUUGAAUAUCUUCUAUUAUUUAGAAUUAUUGAUUAUAUUUUAAGGUAACUGAUAUCUUUAUUAUGAAAUUAUUUUUUUACAGCUAGAAGUUACAUCAUCAGAUCUGUCUCUGGACAGCAUUACCCAGCCGUCAUAGCCACGAGUAGCACGAAAUGUGAUUGUUAUUCCUUAACUGACACAAUCUGAUUAAAAAAUAUAUAAAAAAAAUUGUAUCUUAAAGCCUGGAAUGAUAUGAAAAUGCAUCAAAUUGGUUGAUGAAUUGAUUUAAAAAAAAUCAUUGGUUUAUGUGGAUUGGAUGAUGCAUCAAGCGAAAUAUUCCCGACAUGCCUUCUAGCAAUCAGCAAGCCAUUAUGAUAGCAGAUCAGCAAGUCAUUCUAUGACAGACACGCUUUCUUGCUAUCGAUCAACUAGUACGAAAACAUAAGCUGUGAAUUGUCAGGCCAGAGUGCGAGUAUAUAUAAGCUUACAUAUACACAAUUGUAUUUUUAAUAUUGAUUACUGUCUUGAUAAGGCUCGUCUCUGCAGGAAUUUAGGCAUGUCGGUGGGAUUAACACGUGUCAGUUAUUAGCCUUGCUGCAAUGAAAGGACAUCUGCCCUGACAAGUAAUAAAGGCCUUGCGGAAUCCCAGAAUGUGGCCGGAGAGAUUACUUUACUUCAGACUUAAGUCAAAUGCAGUGGUCGAAAUUAACACAAGCCGGCAAGCCCUGCACUGGUAAAAUGUUUUUUCGGGCUUGCUCAAAUUCUGAAUUUUAUAUAGCAGGGCUUGUUUAAAAAGUUGACACCAAGCACUAGUAUAAGAAAUUGGGCUUGUUCAUCCAAAAGUCUAAUUUCAAUGACUGCAAAUGACUAAAAUGGUUUAUGAAUAUCAACCCAGAGCUCCAGAUUAUCUGGCAGAUACAGUGUGUCUGUUCCUAAGUUGCAUUAAAAACAUUCAUCGUCAGAUACUCCCGAUACACCACUGGUCUUAUAUGCUUCAUUUUGAACAAUGGAUGAUUUGGUGAAGAAAAUCCUAUUAUAAUGAGUGAUAAAUGAGUAACUUUCAUGCCAGCACAACAUUGGUUUUUGAAUGUCCAAUGUCAUGCCAGCACAACGUUCAUGCGUGAAUGUCCAAUGUCCAAUGUUGUGCCAGCACAACAUUCGUUUUUGAAUGUCCAAUGUCGUGCCAGCACAACAUUCAUGCUUGAAUGUCCAAUGUUGUGCCAGCACUACAUUCAUUUUUUAAUGUCCAACAUUGUGCUAGCACGACUUUCAAUUUUGAAUGUCAAAUGUCGUGCUAGCCCGACUUUCAUUGUUGAAUGUCCAAUGUUGUGCCAGCCCGACUUUCAUUGUUGAAUGUCCAAUGUCGUGCUAGCCCGACAUUCAUUAUUGAAUGUCCAAUGUCGUGCCAGCAUGACAUUCAUUUUUGAAUGUCCAAUGUCGUGCUAGCACAACUAUCAUUUCUGAAUGUCCAAUGUCCAAUGUUGUAUGUUUAGCUAACUUUACACAGCUUAUAAUAUAAUUGAUUUUUUUAAUGAUUCUAAAGGACCUCUUGGAAUACGUUACAAAAAUUCAGUGGCAAAACAACUAUUUUUAAGAGAAAGCCGAAAUACUUGAAAUAAAUAAAAAAAUCCCAGUUUUCAUCAUCAUCAGAUCAUUUUCGCCGAAACAUCAAAAAUAAACCCGCUAGAUUAUAAGAUAGUAGUAUUUUCUAUUCAAUUUUAAGGAUUGUAGAUUGAUUAAUUAGGAAAUUUAUUCAUUUUAGCAAAUUAUUUAGCAUGGGUCUACCUCAGACAUGAAAACUCAACAAGAGUUAUUAUUUGAUACUUGUUGGUGAAAUGUUUUUAUUUGGUAAAUACUCUAAUUAAUGCAUUUGUAGAAAUACUCUUUGAAAAAUAAAAAUCACAUACUCUUUGGAAAUCGUCUGAUGUGAAUAUAUCUUUUGACCCAAAAUCUCAUCUGGAGCUCAACUAAAAUUAUGUUUUACCUAAUGUGACCAUGGGUUCCCAUUACUUCCAAAGAUUAUGAUUCUCUCAUCACACUUGGAAUCCCAAAGAAAUAAUGGAAUUCCAAAGAAAUAAGAUAAUGACAGGGUCUUAUUUUAAAUACACUCAUGCAUUUCUUUUUCUCCUAUAUAUAUCUGAACUGAUUGUUAUUCAACAUAAAAUAAGUUUAUUAUUGAAUUUAUUACAAAAUAUUAUUUGGUAAAAUCAGACACUCAAAAUUAAUUGUUCAAAUUAUUUCCGGAUACUACCGACAGUCAUACAAAUGAUCAUUUUGCAAUAAUUAAAACAGAAAAUGGGAUAUUUUCUAGAUUAUUAAUAGUGUUAUCGUCCAAUCAUCUUGUCAUGUUUAGACAUUGGGUUUGUCCCUGUAAUAUUAUUAUAGGUUAUAAUAAGUUUUCCUGCAUAUAGCUAAGGCUUAUUCUGUGGACCACUAGUGUAAGAAUUCAGGCUAAGUUCAUCAAAAAGUCUUAUUUGGGUGACUGAUAUCAUUUUGAAGCAGGACGGAAAGCUGAUAUGAGCAUAGGCGGCUAUCCGGCUGAAUUGUUUGGCGAAGGCUUAGUAGAUGAGAAAUACUUUUGUAUUAUUUGCAAGAAAGUACUUAGAGAGCCAACUCAGGCCUACUGUGGGGACAGGUUUUGUAGGUCAUGUCAAAGGACUCUUUUUCCAGAUGGGGUUACAGCAGUGGAAUGUCCGCGUCCUGAGUGUAUGGAUGAAGAUAAUCCCUCACAGAGAACCAUUAUCAAAGAUGCAGAGAUUUUCCCUGAUAAUGCCAUAAGAAGGGAGCUUUUCCGCCUACAUGUACAGUGUAUAAAUGUGGGUUGUGAAUGGAAGGGAAAAUAUAGGGAAUUUGAGACUCAUUUUCCAGUGUGUGAAUUCCGAUUGGAAGCGUGUUCCCAUUGUAAUCAGCCAGUUCGAGUUUUAGAAAUGCAGGUGCAUGUGCAACAAUUUUGCCCAGAAGUGUUUGUGAAGUGUCCGGACUGUGGGGAAGAUAUAAAGAGAGUAUUGUUUGGGGAUCAUCAGAGAAGCCACUCAAAUAUCCAGUGUCCAGCCUGUCCACCAGGAUCUAAUCCGAUCAGCAAAGAAGAGUUUCAGGCUCACUUUAAUGAUUGUCAACACAGCGGGUAUGUUUUUGCACAGUUACAGCGUCUUGAACAACAUGUUGGUAGUACUGAACAAGACCUUGGUGAGACGAAACGUCAGUUAACCGAUAAGUUUACAGAAAUCGAGGCAAAUAUAAGACAGGUUGCUGCAAAUGCACCUCCAAACUCUGGAUUUUCCGGUAGCUUACCACCAGAUUUAAACCUCGACCAAAAGAUUCGCCAACUUUUUGAACAGAUGGCGGUCAGUCUGAACGAAAGAGUGGACACAAAAACUGGAACCUUUGAAGGUAUUGCUAACACCCUUCACCGAGAGUUGGAGAAGUCGAUAACUGCUAUUGAAAAGCUUGAUAGACAUCGGCGUCUUGAAUCUGAAAAGGCAGAAGCAAGUCAGCAGAAGAUAAAGUCUCUUGAAAGAACGAUUGCUGCAAAGGACGCUAAAAUUUCAGAACUUGAAAUGAAGCUGAAGGAUGUGGAGGUUUCUUGCUACGACGGAAUGUUUAUUUGGAAAGUCUCAGAUUUUUCGCAGAAACAGCAAGAUGCGAUUCAAGGGAGAAGCAUCAGUAUCUACUCAAACCCUUUUUAUACGCGGAAGUUUGGCUAUAAGAUGUGCGGUCGUCUUUACCCAAAUGGAGAUGGCAUGGGAAAAGGCUCGCACAUGUCGGUUUUCUUUGUCAUUAUGAGAGGGGAAUACGAUGCCUUGCAGCCUUGGCCAUUCAAGCAUCGCGUAACAUUCUGUCUUUUAAACCAGGAGGGUGGCAAUGCGACUGUUGAUUCAUUCAGACCCGAUACAACAAGCUCCUCUUUCAAGAGACCCACAACAAACAUGAACAUUGCCUCUGGAUGUCCGCUUUUCAUAAGACUUGACACUCUUACAAACCCAACCAACGGGUUCUUGAAGGAUGAUACCUUGUUCUUGAAAAUGAUAGUCGACAUUUCUGAUUUUAAGGAGGCAUAAUCAGUCGUUGUAAAAACCUGUAUUCAUUUGGUAAUUAUGCUUGAAUGUUCAAUUUUAAACUCGGAAGGACAUGUUACAUAGUCUUCUUGCAAUGUACACUACAUUUAUUUUUGAACUGAGUUGGAAUGGGUUGUUUCUUAAUGGGACUUCUCAUGUUUUGGCACCAUUUUUUCCGGGAAAUUCAUAGUUUGAUCUUGGUCAAUGUUAACUAGAGCGCUCUGUACGAACACUACAUUUACGGCUCUUUUUGGUUAAAGACCGAAAUGUAUACCCAAAAGGAGAUACACAAUUCAGGUCGGAUCGGUCGGGAAACCGGUAUCAAAUACUUAAUUUUGUUACGCCAAUAUUAAUAAAGCGGAACUGUUGGUCAAAGCAACAAUUUAAGACUGUAUGUGUGUCCGUUCUUAUUUGCGUGUGUAUGUUACACAUUUUCGCAGCACUAACAUAAAGCUAUAAUCGGAUUAUUUCAUUUAAAUUACGUAUAAUUGUAAAGAGCAAUCAGAAAGGGUGUCGCGCGUGAAAUUACCUCCCUUGCCGGAAGUAAGCCAAACGUAGCAUUGCGCAUGUGAUUAUGUAUUGACUUCCGUUAAAACCAUUCUUUUUUUUGGCGACCAAGAUCGUUUGUGCUUUUGAUAAUUAUAUGAUCAGGUGCCUCGUUGAACAGUUAAUAAUAGUUAGUCGGCACGGUCACGAAGACGGUGAAAUAUCGGACGGAAGUGUUUUGAUAGAGGAACUUUCUUCGCCCACUCGAGAGCCACACCGGCAAAACAAGUCGGUUUUUUUUUUUGAAGAUAAUUGGAUCACAAAAUGCUCGCCUCUCGAGUUUCAACUCGAGUUGAUCCUGUCACGAAUACAAGAAAGAUAUUCUUCGGCACGUUUCUAGAAGAAAAGGUUCCCUUGACAAGAGAGAUUAACAUUUGUCAGACAUUUAUAUAUUAUUUUUUUCUUUUCUUUUGAUUUUUUUUUCACAUUUUAUGUAUGGACACUAUGGUAAACUAGCUAUUAGCUAUUGCAAUUACAGAAAGAGGUUUUACAGAACGGGUUGAGAUGUAUUCACCCAAAUUAACGUUGAAGCUGAAAAAUACCUCCAGGUUCCUGCUCUUCGUUUCAUCUUUUAUUCCCUGAAAAUAUGAAUUAUAUAUCUUUAUUCCUUCUUAUAUUUUAAAACACAAUUAAUAAUGGUUUGAAAAAAAUAAAUAGUUGAAAUGA